Molecule: messenger RNA, 601 nt
Organism: Durusdinium trenchii
Lineage: Eukaryota; Dinophyceae; Suessiales; Symbiodiniaceae
Source: the annotation of a GenBank genome assembly
AGGUCAUCCAUGCAGUGCGGAAGAUCUUCAACAUGGGAGAUCAAAACAAGAAUGGUGUUCUCAGCUGGAAUGAGUUCGCUGCCACGUUGGAAGAUCCGCUGAACAUGCGAUACUUCAACACCAUUGGAAUCAAUUCCUCCGAGGCUCGGGGGCUUUUCAACUUGUUGGACGCGGAUGAUUCCGGGAGCAUCAGUGUCCAGGAGUUCAUCCAAGGCUGCCUGCGCUUGCGAGGUCUACUGGCUCCAAGAGAGGCUUGACUACGUGGAGCACAGCCUUGAGACGCUCCUCCCGCAGAAUGCAAUGAAAGAUGAGAAGCUGAUGGACAAGCGCAUGAGUAAGGCUCAGGGCCCAGCGGUGAAGAAGUUCCUGGACAUCGCCGUGAGCGACUUGAACGUCAGCCAAACCAUACGAGCCCAGGAAGCUCGUGGCUCAGUGGCCUCAGUCCGGCCCAGCCAUUCCCCUGAAAGGCGGGCGCAUGCCACGUGAGUGCGGCUGAGCGCAGAAUUUGCAUGGCCAGAUCGCCACCAGUCAUGCUCAGAACAUGUCCAUUGCGAAGGCCUUGGUGGGGCGGUGAUCACAACUGCUUGACCAGAACUCUCGC